CGUUGGAAUCGGGUCCCUCAUGGCAGCAUCACGCACCUCCAAUGGGGCCGCAGCUCGCCGCAGUUGGCCCCGCCAUAACCGCGCCGCGCUUCCGCACCACCCUUCCCUGCUGCACCCGGCCAAGGAGUAGGAGGCUCACCUCUUGGCGCCGCGCCGCGCUCCCCAAGGAUGAGGAUUAUUACUUGAUCGACGCGGAGGAGUCCAUUGGGGAUGGCUUCUCGUUCAGUGGAGGGAAGUACGGGGAGGGACCAAGUAAGUCAGACGAAUGGUUUGCUCAAGGGAAAAUGGUAAAUGCUUACCAAAUAUACGGGGACAAAGGGAAGGCAAAAGAUCCAUUCUUUGGCCUGACGAUGGGAUCAGAAUCUCAAUCUUCAGAUGACGUUUUCAGAUGGUUCUGUGUGGAGGCUGGGAGCUCUUCUAAUCCUAAAGUGCUUUUAAUUCACGGCUUGCCAUCGCAGGCAUACUCUUACCGCAAUGUGAUGCCUGUACUGUCAGACAAAUAUCAUGCCAUUGCUUUUGAUUGGCUCGGGUUUGGAUUUUCUGAUAAGCCUCAACCAAAAUAUGGUUUUGACUAUACUCUUGAUGAGUAUGCCUCAUCCUUGGAAUCUCUAGUCAAUGCUGUUGCUCCUGAUAAGCUCUCUAUUGUUGUUCAGGGCUACUUUGCUCCGGUUGCAGUCAAAUAUGCUAGUGAACAUCAAGACAAAUUGAAUCAUCUUGUACUAGUGAAUCCACCGAUAACUGAUAAACAUGUAAACCUUCCAUCCACCUUGGCUUCAUUCAGCAACUUCUUGUUGGGCGAGAUAUUUUCUCAGGUCAGCAGGCAUCAAUGUCAACUGAAUUUUCACCCUAUAGCUGUUUUGGUUUUGUGUUCAGAUGUAACUCCUUCACUUGAAUUCUUUCAGGAUCCUCUCAGAGCAAGUGAUAAGGUAUUGACUAGUUGUGGUCCAUACUUGAUGAAGGAAGAAGAUGCUAUGGUGUAUAGAAGGCCAUACCUUGUCUCUGGUUCCUCUGGGUUUGCACUUAAUGCAAUAAGCAAAGCUAUGAAAAAGGACCUUAAGGCUUACAUUGAAUCCAUGAGAAACAUUUUAAGAAGUAAUUCGUGGAAAACAAAGACAACAGUAUGCUGGGGCAUGAGAGAUCGUUGGCUGAGCUAUGAUGGGGUUGAAGAUUUUUUUGGAGGCCUAAACCAGAAGAUUGUAGAGCUGCCUAUGGCGGGGCACCAUGUGCAGGAGGACCGUGGUGAAGAAUUAGGCAAUAUGAUCAAAAGUAUACUGAGAUGACCGCAAAUUUUGUGGGGUCAGGCUCUAGAACAUGCCAAAAACAGAUGCUUUACGAGGUAUGACGCCCAUGCUGCAUUUUAUUUGAACAAAGCUCUGUUUGCUUUGUGUACACUUUUUAAAAUUUGAGACGGAUUUCAAUGAUGUUCUCUCUUAUCAAGUUUGUCACGAAAACACUACCCUAAAAGCAACGACGAACAUUUUCAGACAACAGCAGUACCGGUCUGUGUGUUCCAUGUUCCUGGAAUAGGAUCCAUGCAUGGUUUAUUGUUUGACCCCUGUUUCUGAAUGAUAUGAAAUCAUGAAUGCUGAAGGUCAGGAUAACCUUGAUUAAACUACAAUGGUGGUGAUAACAAGUAUUGUCUGGAUUGCGCACUUGCACGAACAUUGGGAGUAAUUAAUGUCAUUGCGUCUUUGGUCAUUCUUAGUUUUUAAGCUAUAUCUAGCAGGUUCAUGUUUGUGGCCGUGCAAGCAGCCAAUACUGGUCGUAAUAAAGCUCAAAGUGGUUACAGUUA
Sorghum bicolor (sorghum) is the source of this 1792-nucleotide messenger RNA. Its product is annotated as haloalkane dehalogenase 2. Lineage: Eukaryota; Viridiplantae; Streptophyta; Magnoliopsida; Poales; Poaceae. Gene Ontology annotation, molecular function: epoxide hydrolase activity. The transcript is spliced from 13 exons. The record is from RefSeq and is a predicted model, not a curated record. The coding region runs from base 42 to 1280 and encodes 412 amino acids.